Phytophthora nicotianae INRA-310 is the source of this 2136-nucleotide messenger RNA. RefSeq names its product proline-tRNA ligase. The coding region runs from base 1 to 2136 and encodes 711 amino acids. Lineage: Eukaryota; Oomycota; Peronosporomycetes; Peronosporales; Peronosporaceae. Gene Ontology annotation, molecular function: ATP binding; aminoacyl-tRNA deacylase activity; proline-tRNA ligase activity. The transcript has a single exon. Gene Ontology annotation, biological process: prolyl-tRNA aminoacylation. Gene Ontology annotation, cellular component: aminoacyl-tRNA synthetase multienzyme complex; cytoplasm. The record is from RefSeq and is a predicted model, not a curated record.
AUGGCGACGCUGGACAAGUCCGUGGCCGAUGUAGAGGUCGCCGCGGCGCUGACGUCGCUCUCCAUCGCGUACGAGAAGCACGAGCACCGCGAACUUCCCACCACCGAAGACGUGAUCGCCGAAUUGAGCCACUUGCCCGGCCUUUCGACGAAGAACCUCGUGUUUAAGGACAAGAAGGAAGGUCUGUUCCUCGUGACGGCCGCCCCCACCACCGUCGUGGACACUAAGAAGCUCGGUGCGCGUCUGCAUGCGGCCGGUAUCGGCGGCAAGAAGUGGAACUUGCGCUUUGCCACAGAAGACGUGCUGGCCAAUACGCUUAAAGUGACCAAGGGCUCCGUCUCGCCCCUCUGCGUCAUGCACGACGCCAAGAACGAGGUGCGUUUUGUGCUGGACAAGGCGCUACUGGACACCACGCAGGUCAACUGCCACCCGCUGCGCAACGACCAGACGUACAGCAUCAAGUCGGACGAUCUGCUAAAGUUCGUCAAGCACUACAACCACGAGCCCAUCGUCGUGGACUUUGCGGCCCAGACGGAAGAACCGUCGGCCGCGACUGAGAAGACGAAGGCCCCUAAGGCCAAGAAGGAGGAGAAGAAGAAACCGGUAGAACAGAAGGCCAACGAGGGCAUGUCUGUCACCAAGAAGGAAAACUUCGCCGACUGGUACACGGACGCCAUCACCAAGUCCGGUAUGAUCGACUACUACGACGUUUCUGGGUGCUACAUCCUCCGCCCGUACUCGUACGAGAUCUGGGAGCGUGUGCAGCAGUUUUUGGACCGCAAUCUCAAGGCUAUCGGCGUCAAGAACUGCUAUUUCCCAAUGUUUGUCACUAAGGAGAAGCUCGAGAAGGAGAAGGAUCAUCUGGAGGGAUUCGCCCCCGAAGUGGCCUGGGUGACCAAGUCCGGCAACUCGGAUUUGAAGGACCCUAUUGCCAUCCGCCCUACCAGUGAGACCAUCAUGUACCCGGCCUUUAAGAACUGGAUCCGUAGCCACCGCGAUCUUCCGAUGAAGCUCAACCAGUGGAACAACGUGGUGCGUUGGGAGUUCAAGAACCCCACGCCGUUCCUCCGCACGCGCGAGUUCCUGUGGCAAGAGGGCCACACAGCCCACGCUACCAAGGCAGAAGCCGACGAAGAAGUGCGCGCCGUGCUGGAUUUCUACGCGGCCUGCUACGAGGAGCUGCUGGCCGUGCCCAUGAUUAAGGGUGUGAAGACGGAGAAGGAGAAAUUCGCUGGCGCCGACUACACCACGACGAUCGAGGGCUUCAUCCCCGCCACGGGCCGUGGGAUCCAGGCCGCCACGUCGCACAUGCUCGGCCAGAACUUUGGCAAGAUGUUCGGCAUUACGGCCGAGUACGAGGACGGCAAGAAGCUCAUCCCGUGGCAGAACUCGUGGGGUUUCACCACGCGCUCGCUGGGUGUCAUGAUCAUGGUCCACGGUGACGACAAGGGCCUGGUGCUGCCUCCCCGAGUGGCCCCCACGCAGGUCAUUGUCGUGCCCAUUCCGUUUAAGAACCAGGACGAAGUGGAGGAGAUUUUCGCCAAGGCCGACGAGAUCGUGGCCAAGUUGAGCGCCGCUGGCGUUCGUAUCGAAGCCGACAAGCGUCGUGUGUACACGCCCGGCUGGAAGUACAACCACUGGGAACUCAAGGGUGUUCCGCUGCGUUUCGAGGUUGGCCCCAAGGAUAUUGCCAAGAAGCAGGUGCGUGUGGUGCGUCGUGACAACGGGGCCAAGGAGGACAUCCCGGAGGCCGAGCUGGCCACCCGCAUCCCGGCGCUGUUGGAGCAGAUCCAGCAGGAAAUGCUGGAGCGGGCCACGGCCCAGCGUGAUAGCCACAUCCGCGAAGUGACGGACUGGAAGGACUUUGUGCCGUCGCUCCAGGACGGCUGCAUGGCGCUGACUCCGUUCUGCGACGAGAUCGAGUGGGAGGAGAUUGUCAAGACCAAGUCUCGCGAGGAAUCGCUGGCUCUCAUGGGUCUGGAGGACGAGGCCGAGAACACGGCCACCAGUGCUGCGGCGAAGACGCUGUGCAUCCCGUACAAGAAGAACGACGAGAGCCCAGUGACUGCUGACACCAAGUGCUUCAUUAGUGGCAAGCCGGCCAAGUGCUGGGUGCUCUGGGGCCGCAGCUACUAG